This is a messenger RNA of Knipowitschia caucasica, 951 nucleotides long. Lineage: Eukaryota; Metazoa; Chordata; Actinopteri; Gobiiformes; Gobiidae. The record is from the annotation of a GenBank genome assembly.
AUGGCCACCCACGACCAGAGACCCCCACAGGAUAUUGACUGGAAGGAACAACUCAAGCGAGAGAUCAUGGACGAUGUCCAGGCCCAGAUGAAGGGGCUUACGAAAGAUAUUGUGGCGGAGCUUAAACCACUACUGCAGUCAGCCUCCCCACAACCUAGUUCUCCAAAUCCAACUUGGAACCGGCCGUACUCACCCAGACCCUACAAUGAUCGGGACGAACAGGGUAGACCUAUUUGUCACCGCUGCAGAAAAGCAGGGAGUCUGCUCUCCCCCGGGCCUUUCAACAAGCAAAGAGCCUGGAGGGAUGCCUUUGCCACCUGUCGCCACAUUGAGGUUGCCCCUGCUGGAGAUGGACUGAUAGGGCAUGUGAGGUUGGCUUCUAAACGUAACGUUACAGUCCCUCCCAAGAGUCGAUUUAAAAAAUUGGGGCGGCUUUACUAUAUCGACGAUUCGGACGUGCAUGGUACUAAUGACCUUGCCCUGACUGUGGAAGAGGACGGAGUUGUUCAGGUGGCUUUGGUGAAUGCUAACGUUGAGCCCUUAAGCUCCGAACUACCUGCAGAGAAGAGCAUACUGGGGGACCGGCCCGAUUUGUCUGCACAACAGCAGGGGGAGCUCCACGCCCUACUACAGAAGUGGGAGAGUGUUUUCGCGCAGCACAAAGAGGAUUUUGGGCGGACAAACAUAGUGCAGCAUAGAAUCCCGACAGGGGAUGCUGCCCCCACUCGAGAGAGGUAUCGGCCGAUUCCACCCAUGCUGUACAAGGAGAUGAAGACCCUCCUCGCAGGGCUUGAGAUCUGCGCUGGACGGAAGGAACAAGCGCGGUUUGGGGGAAAGCUGAGAGGCCAAAUCGAGCAGUGGGAGAGCGAGGAGCUCUCCCUGUCAGUGAGUACCGCCAAACGCAGCACUCCGCUAUACGGAGUGGCCUUGGGCCUUAGCGGUUGGGUGUAG